Molecule: messenger RNA, 5439 nt
Organism: Elephantulus edwardii (Cape elephant shrew)
Lineage: Eukaryota; Metazoa; Chordata; Mammalia; Macroscelidea; Macroscelididae
Gene: CFAP44
Product: WD repeat domain 52
Exons: 34
Coding region: 1-5439 (1812 amino acids)
Molecular function (GO): protein binding
Source: RefSeq, a predicted model, not a curated record
AUGAAGGAACCAGAGGAUCCAGAUCCAUAUGAUGAUAAGUCAGAUGUAUCAAAAUAUGAAAGACUAUCUCAGAGGUCUUCUAGAUCUGGAUCAAGAAGGGGAGAAAGUUUUACAUUGCCAGAUGAUAUCACAGAUGAUAUGUUGACUGAAGGAGAAGAAUUAGGUUUAGAGGACGAAGACUUACUUGAAGAACAACUGGAAGAAAGUUCCACCUCCUUUCAUGAUGAUAAUUUUGAAAGCACUGAAGAAUCUUUGUAUGAAGAAGUUGCAACCUCAGCUGCAAAAGAGACAGAGGACGAAGUUAAGAGGAAAUUAUCAGAUCAGUUCUACUACAAUUAUGAUGAGCUUGCUUCGAAGCCUUAUGUGACUCCAAAUUCAAGCAUACCACUGAAUCUCCUCAGUCUUGUUCAUUCCUUUGGUUAUGAUUGCAGAAGGCGGGCCAACCUACAACUUCUGGACAGUUGUACACUGAUGUACAUUGCUGGAAACCAGCUGAUCCUUCUGGAUUUGAAAACCAAGGAACAGAUCUACGUGCGAAGUACCAGUGGUGGUGGAAUUGGUGCCAUUGGGGUUCACCCCUAUAAAACUCACUUCACAGUAGCUGAAAAAGGAAAUUCUCCAAAUAUCAUCAUAUAUGAAUAUCCUUCUCUACAACCAUACAGAGUCCUUCGAGAUGGCUGUGACUUGGGAUAUGCCUAUGUCGACUUCAACUAUGAUGGCACCUUGCUGGCAUCUGUUGGUAGCAGCCCUGACUACACAUUCACCAUCUGGAAUUGGAAAGAAGAACAGCCCAUGCUGAGGACAAAAGCUUUUACCCAGGAUGUUUUUAAAGUAACUUUCAACCCUGAAGAUGAUGAGCAGCUUACUACUGCAGGGGCAGGACACAUCAAGUUCUGGGAGAUGGCUUUUACAUUCACUGGUCUUAAGCUGCAGGGGUACCUGGGUCGAUUUGGCAAAACAAAUACUUCUGAUAUAGAAGGCUACAUGGAGCUCCCUGAUGGAAAGGGUGCCAUUAACCAGAUAAUGCUGGAUGAGGGCGAGGUUAUCACUGCCGGGGCAGAUGGAUGCAUUAGGAUAUGGGACUUUGAGACAAUCGACACUGCUGAUGCUAUUGAUGACUCUGGAUUGGUAGAGAUUGAGCCUAUAAAUGAGCUUCAAGUAGGCAAGCAUGUCAGAAUCUACUCUAUGAUAAAAAUGGAUGAAAUUGGAAAUAACUUUUGGUUAGCGCAGGAUUCCAGUGGAGCCAUAUGGAAGCUUGACCUUAGUUUUUCAAAUAUUACCCAGGAUCCAGAAUGCCUCUUCUCCUUCCACUCUGGACCAAUUCAAGCCUUGGCUCUCUCUCCUCUUACUUAUCUCAUGGCCACUACUUCUUUGGACUGUACUAUUCGAAUCUAUGAUUUUGCUAGCAAAAUUCCUCUGACUCAGAUAAAAUUCAAACAAGGAGGUACUGCCCUCAUUUGGACACCACAACUGGUAAACUAUACUGGAUCACAGAUUGUUGCUGGAUUUGAAGAUGGAGUCGUUCGGAUUCUUGAACUUUAUGAUCCAAAAGAGCUUUCAGUUUUUGCAGGACGGAAGAAAAUUUGGGAUGCAGAGAUUCAGUUGAAGUAUGUUUUCAAACCUCAUAAUUCUCGUGUCACUGCUUUAGCUUAUGACCGUGAUGGAGAAAUUCUAGCUACAGGAAGUAGAGAUCACACUGUCUUCUUCUUUGAAGUGGAAAAGGAUUAUAAACCAAUAGGUUAUAUUACUGCCCCCGGACCUGUUUGCCAGCUAAUGUGGUCUACAGUGUCUCAUCCUCAAAGUACCCUACUCAUUUUCUGUGACAAUGGUUAUAUUCUUGAAGCACCACUUCCAGUCAUAAAGGAAGAAGAGGUGGAUCGUGAUGUGGUUUCCUAUCAUAUCGAAGACAUGAAGAUACGAUAUUUCCAUUUCACAAGUGUCAAGUCUAAGAUUAUGAGAUUAAUAGAAAUUGAAAAGAGAAAGAAACAUGCAGAGAUGAAGGAGAAGGAGAGGGAAACACGGAGGAAGGAGCUGCUAGAAGAGUUGGGAGAAGAAGGAGAAAAAGUGUUCCAGGAGGAGCAGGCAGAACAGGGGGAGGAAGAGGAAGAGGAGCCGUUGCCUGAAAUCUUCGUCCCGUCAACUCCCUGUCAAAUCCUCUGUGGAUUUUACUCUGGACCAGGGAAGUUCUGGGUUGCUUUGGGUGGCUACGAUGCUGGCUUCCUGUAUCACUGUGAGUUCCCUCCAUACCAAGAAGGCCGUCCUUUUGAAGAACAGAAGGAUGAACCUUUUGAUUUCCGAUAUAUUGAGGAUGCAGAGGAAAAUCCCAUCCAGGCUGUCACAUUCAGCCUUAAUAGAACUAUGAUGUUUUGUGGAAUGGGUGAUGGAUCCAUUCGUGUCUAUAUCCUAAGUAAGAGUGAUUUUUCAUUGGCCAAAAUGGAGGAAUACUGGCACUUCAACAUGCAUGACAAUAAUUAUGGACGUAUUAAAAGCAUCUCUACUAGCUUUGAUGACCGCUUCUUAGUGACUGCUGGAACAGAUAGUAAUAUCUUUGUUUUCAAAAUUUAUUCUGAAUUAGCAUUAGAGAAAGACCUCACAGCUAAAGUACCCUUGCCCAUGUUUGGAAUUGAAACAGAAGUAAUUCCUCAAGACAUUGAAGAUCUUUCUGCUUACAGUAUUGAGAAUGCCAGAAAGAAAAGAGAACAUGACAAGUUAAUGAAGGAAGUGGAGGAAGAAAAGGCUGCAAAGCGGGAAAAGCUCAGAGGUCUCAGGAAUGAGUUUUUGAAACUACUAGAGAUGAAUGAAGAACUACCAAAGCAUAUGCAACUUAAGAGGACAGACUUUAAUCUAGAUUCCAAAAUUCGAGUUGAGAUUAACCGGAAAACAGCUUACAAAAUUCAGCAAACAGAAAAAGAAUUAGCUUGGGAAAAAGAGAAGUGUAAUCUUGGCCUAAUGAAGAUACAGAAAAGAUUUCGUGAUUCAUUGGAAAGUGACGCUGUUGUGGUCCAUGCCAUACAAACUAGCCACAAGAUAGCCUCCUAUAGGCUUGUGAAGCCCUCUAAGUAUUUCAAGUCCAAACGGUCAAGCCAGUCAGAAAGACGACCUAGCAAACUAGAGAGGCUUGAAAAAGAGGGAGCUGGACAAAGGGAUAGCCAGAAAGAUACAGAUGCCAUUGUUAGCACGCAUGAAGAAUCAAUCAUAGAAAAAGGGAAGAAAUUUCGACCUAGAACCCUAAGUGAAAUUAUGGUUCGAAAUCAAAUUGAGAAGACCAAAAAGAUUAUAGUAAAAGCAGAAAAAGCCCAACAAAAGAUCCUGCAGCGGAAAAAAGAAUGGGAGGAACUGUUAAAGAGUAAACCUAGGGAUGACUAUGAAGAUCCCAGAGAUAUUCAGGCCAUCAAAGAUGCCCAGAUGCAUAUGGGAGACUUUAAUCUGAAGACAGCUACAGAUUACAAGAUACCUGAACACAUGAGAAUAAAUGCUGCCAAGAAGGAGGAAGAAUUGGGUAUCUUAGACACUCUGGCCCAUGGGAAGAAACUGCACAUGAACAAGUGCAUCCUCUCUCUUCGAGACCUUAAAGUGGCUGUUAUUGAGGAGAUUCAGUGCUUGGUUCAAGAACUAAAGAACAUUCAAUUGACUCUCCCUGAAUCUAAGCACAUCCCUAUUCCUCAAAUUCCUGAAAUACACCCAGAAGAAGUUCCAGAAAAGAGAUUUCAGUAUGAUAAGGAAACUCUCCUUGCUUUUAAGCAACAGCAAAUUAAAGAGCAGAAUGAAAAGUCCUUUCAUACGGACCAGAUGGGAUUGAUGGGCCCCAGUGCAUUCCUCAAACUCGCUUCCGGAAGGGAUGGAGAUCUGACAACGCGAGAUUCUUUGUCAAGAUCUUCAAGAGCAUCCACCUACAGUUCAGAACAUCAGAGGCUCUCAGAAUUUGAAAAGACAGAGCCAUCAGAAAUAGAGAUAGAGAUUGCGAAGAGGGAGGAGAUAAAACACUUAUACAUGCAACAGUAUUUGAGCAACAGGAUCAAAGAACUGAUAGUCACUUUUGAUGCUGAACUGCGUAUCCUGAGACAUCAGAAAUUGAAGCUAGAUACUCAGAUGAAAUUAUCUGACUUGCACCAUGUCACAUUAUUUCAAGAACUGCUGCUCCUCAAGAAUUUUGAAAAACAGGAAAACAUACUUCAGGAACGUGUUAAUGCACUAGACAAAGAGGAACAAGACAUGCAGUGGAAAAUAAAUGAGACUCUUAAAGAGAUGGAGGAGAAGAAGAAUGAAGUGAACAAACUCCAGGAUCAGGAAAAGGCGCUUUAUGCUGGCUUCCAAUCAGCCCUUGGAGAAAACAAUACAUUUGCUAACUUCCUCAUGAAGGUCCUAAAGAAGAAGAUUAGGCGAUCAAAGAAAAAGGAGGUUGAAGGAGAACAAGAGGAAGAUGAGGAGAGUGAGGAGUCAAGUGAAGAUGAGUCAAGCUUGGAGAGCGAUGAAAAUGAGUCUGGAUCUGAAGAUGAAGUUUUUGAUGAUUCAGUCUGUCCUACGAGUUGUAAUAAAUCUCUUUUUGAACUGGCCAUUCAACUUCGAGAGAAACGGCUGGACAUCGAGGAAGCCUCAGUUGAAGAAAAGAAGCUUAUUGAUAAUCUCAAGAAGGAAUAUGAUACAUUAUCAAAAAAAGUGAAAGUUGUGGCAAAUAAUCUGAAGGCCGCAGAGGAGGCCCUGGAGGCAUACCAGCGAGAGAAGCAGCAGCAACUGAAUGAGCUGCUCGUGGUGAUCCCGCUGAAACUCCAUCAGAUAGAAUAUACGGUAUUUGGAGAAAUACCUAAUGAUCUUUCUAGUACCCUGGUGUUUUCUAACCACUCCCUGGGACUACUGCAAGAAAGAAUCGUACAACUCCACCAGGAAAAUAUCCAGCAGCAAAAACUAAACAAAGAAUGCCGGGAACGGCGAAAAUUGCUUAUCAGAGAGAAAAGAGAGAUGGCAAAAACUAUUCAGAAAAUGGAAGACACAGUUCAACGAUUAAUGAUUAGAAAGUUUGGUCGUGUGAUAGACCUAGAAGCCCUUCAGACCCUCUCUGUUAAUACAACCCUUGAAGAACUAAAGAUCAAAAAAAUUCAAAAAGAGCUAUCAAACGCAAAGGAAAUGAAGAUGUGGGAGGAAAAGAUUGCUCAAAUGCGAUGGGAACUGAUGAUGAAGACAAAAGAGCACACCAAAAAACUCUACCAAAUGAAUGAUUUAUGUGUUGAAAAGCAGAAACUUGAUUCUCGACUGAAUACACUACAGAAUCAACAGGGCAAUGCCUUCCAGGGCCUUCGGAAAGCAGAUAUUGUGGCAAAACAAAAACUCACCGAGCUGAUCCAAGUCCAGGCAGAGAGGAUUUUGGCCUUGAAAGAAGAGAUUACCCUUUUGCGUAAGAAAGGCGGCCUUAUCCUCCCACCCAUUCAUCAUCCACAAGAGUGA